Aspergillus candidus is the source of this 1320-nucleotide messenger RNA. RefSeq names its product ankyrin repeat-containing domain protein. Bases 1 to 1320 code for a protein of 439 amino acids. Gene Ontology annotation, molecular function: protein binding. The record is from RefSeq and is a predicted model, not a curated record. The transcript has a single exon. Lineage: Eukaryota; Fungi; Ascomycota; Eurotiomycetes; Eurotiales; Aspergillaceae.
AUGCACGCCUGCAAAUCCCUCCAAGACCUCCCGAUGGACAUCCUCCUGUCAGUAGCUGACAACCUCGAUCUACAGGGUCUCUUCACCCUCAUCCACACCCUCCCACACCUAGCACCCUACCUUAGCACCGCUCACAUGUCUACACAGGAAAUUGACAGGGGGACCAUACUGCACCUGCUCGCCGAAGAGCACGGCACAAGGAUCGACCUGUUCGAGACGGCGGUGCGCAAGAUCCAAGGCCCCCAAAUCAACGCCCAAGACACCUACCGCCGCACCGCCCUCUCCACCGCCAUCUGCUUCUACAAGAUCUCCAUGGUCGGCAUGCUCCUGCAGCACCCCAACAUCGACGUCAACCGCCCCGACAAGUACGGCAUCCCACCGCUGCAACUCGCCGCCAUCAUGGGAUCCACCUACAUCAUCAGCAUGCUCCUCGACCACGACAGCAUCGACACCAGCCUCCCCCUCGUCCCAGGCGGCCAGGCCCUCGCCACAGCCGCCCGGCAAGCCCUCAAGGCCGGCCAAAAGGACCAAUACCACGCACUGCUCGAAGGCCUCGUCACCCAGACGCGGCUCCACGUCGACGACCGCAACAACUUCAACGGCACGCUCCUCUCCAAAGCCGCCGAAGCAGGCGACGCCACAAUGGUGAGUGUCCUCCUAAUGAUGCGAGACGAUGACCUCGCCAGCAGCUCGCGCACAAACCCCACCCGCCGCCCCCUCAUCAACGUCAACGCCGAGACCCACAGCAGCUCGACCCCCCUCACCUACGCCCUCAUCCUCAACCACAAGGCCAUCAUCCAGCAGCUCAUCCCCCGCCCCGACGUCGACGUCAACCUGCAAGGCUUCUGCCGCCCCCCACUUACACUAGUCAUCCUGCAAGGCGACACAGACACCGCGAAGCUGCUUCUCGCACGGGGCGCCGACCUCAAAGCCGACGCGCUCGAUUUCGCAGGCCGCACGCCGCUGUCCUACGCCGCGGAGUGCGGACACACGGAGAUCGUGCGGCUCCUGCUCGAGCGCAGCGACGUCGACCCUCACCGCGUUGACAGCGAGCGCUUGUCCCCGCUGCUGCAUGCGAUCGCCGCGGACAAGUCCGACGUCGUGAUGAUGUUGCUGUGCCGUGGGGACGCCGUCUGCUGCUCGUUCGACCUGGUCCUCCACUCGCCGGCCAUCUACUGCGCGAUGCUCGAGCACCCGGAGUGGCUGGCGUUGUGGCCCCGCUGUGAUUGUUUGGGCUGUGGUUACUAUCAUCUGAAUGAUCCGGCUUAUGUGUCUCGGCCUGAUUGGAAGCAGUAUGUGCGGGACUAUUAUUUAAAGUAG